UUGAAAGGAAAAGAGAGGCGUCUCAGUGGCCCGGCUCGGUGGAAGGGGGUUGUGUAGGCGCAACAAAACAGCGCAAAGCCCGUGUGUUUGUGGAUUUUACUGCUGCCGGGGAGCCGCUGGGCAACGCACCGGCCUCCUGUGCGUCUUAGGGUGGGUUGGAUGAGUUUGACUUCACGAUGAGGAGCGACCCUCUUCUGUUCACUUCCAGCAGGGCGAUGGAGGAGCUGGUGUGUGAACUCCGUCUGUUCCUGGACCUGCUGGAUCGGGAGUAUCUGAGCGCUGGGGUCCGAGAGAAGAAGAUGCACCUGUCCAACAUCCUACACAGAGUCAUCGCUGACAAAGAGCCUUCAUUCAAGUCAGAGAUCCACAGUGGUCUGCCUGCCCCCCCUCAGAUGCCCCUCCCUGAAAUCCCUCACCCGUGGCUGCCUUCAAACAACGGCCCUCCUCCUUUGCCCAGCUCCUCUCUACCAGAAGGUUACUAUGAGGAAGCGGUCCCGUUGGGUCCUGGAAAAGCUCCUGAAUACAUCACCUCCAACUACGACUCAGAUGCCAUGAGCAGCUCCUAUGAGUCGUACGAUGAGGAAGAGGAGGAUGGGAAAGGCCAAAAGAUGCGUCACCAGUGGCCAUCUGAGGAAGCAUCCAUGGAUCUGGUCAAGGAUGCCCGGAUAUGUGCAUUCCUGUUGCGCAAGAAACGCUUUGGCCAGUGGACCAAACUCCUUUGUGUCAUCAAAGACAACAAACUGCUGUGUUACAAGUCCUCUAAAGACCACACCCCACAAAUGGAGCUGACCCUGUCAGGGUGUAGCAUCACUCACAUCCCCAAAGAUGGCAAAAAGAAGAAGCAUGAACUGAAGAUCGUCCAUCAGGGGGCUGAUGCUCUGGUGUUGGCAGUGCAGAGCAAAGAACAAGCAGAGGAGUGGCUCAAGGUGAUGAGAGAGGUGUGUAUUAAUGGGAGUGUAGACCUGGAUGGAGCUGGAUCUGGAUCACCUGUUCACAAACCUGAACUGGAAAAGAAAGCGUCAUGUGACAGGCCGAGCUCUGACGGCGAGGCGCCUCAUGAGAACGGACACAGUGACUGUAAGGAACAAGGAAAGGGAAAGAAGAAUUCAAAGUCAGAGCAGAAGAGUGGGACGGUUGGGAAAGGAGCAGGAAAGAAAAUCACAAAGAUCAUCAGCCUGGGCAAGAAGAAGCCGUCCACUGAUGAACAGACCUCAUCUGCAGAGGAAGACGUGCCCACAUGCGGCUACUUGAACGUGUUGUCCAAUAACCGCUGGCGGGAACGCUGGUGCCGGCUCAAAGACAACCAGCUGCUGCUCCACAAGGACCGGGAUGACCUGAAGAGCCACAUCGCCUCGCUGCCCCUCCGAGGCUGCGAGGUCAGCCCCGGCCUCGACCACAAACACCCCUUCGCUUUCCGUCUGCUUCGCAACGGCCAAGAAGUGGCUGUUCUGGAGGCCUCUUCAUCUGAGGAGAUGGGUCGCUGGUUGGGGGUGUUGUUGGCUGAAACCGGCUCCACCACUGACCCGGCAACACUGCAUUAUGACUACAUCGAUGUGGAAACCACCGCCAACGUCAUCCAGCUGGCCAAGCAGUCCUUCUGCUUCACCAGUAAGCGUGCAGUAUCUCCUAACCCAUACUUGGACAACCCAGUCAAUGGCUACGCCUGCCCCACUGGGAUGGCGCUGCACUAUGAUGACGUCCCCAUCAAUGGAACAGACCCAGAGGUUGUGAACUCCAGUCCUGCCACAAGGGGGCGUCAGCAGAAUGAGGAUGUGCACUAUGAGAACGCUGAACUUUAUGACAACAUGCCCCCACCAAAGCUGGCCUCCCGUUACCCUCCUAAGAGGGUAGCCUCUGCUUCUGCUUCUGCCAGUCACUACAAAACCCCUGUGUCUAAAAUCUCUUCUAAGUUUCUUACUGCUGACUCUCGAAAUAAAGAUGGUGCUCAGCUGAAAGGAAAGAAGGGACCACUGACCAAUGGGUUAACAUCAAAACAGAAGGCAGAACCAAAGAACCAGUCCAAGAAGAAUGGAGUCAACGGAACAAAUGGGACAGCAUCUCUGAAACGCAACACCUCCAAUGCAGAGCAGUGUAAGUACGGGAAGAACCGUGUGGAGGCUGAUGCCAAGCGACUGCAGGCCAAGGAGGAAGAGCUGAUGAAGAGGAAGCAGGACAUCAGGAACCAUCUGACCCAGCUGAAGAAGGAGAGGAUAGACCUGCGCACGGCGGUGGAGGCCGCCGCCGGCAAACGUUCUCUGGGCUCGCUGACGGAGAGGCUGAAGAAGGUGGAGGACGACUGCAGGAAGAAGGAAGAGGAGCGGGUGAAUCUGGAGCUGGAGCUGACGGAGGUGAAGGAGAGUCUGAAGAAGGCACUGAGCGGUGGGGUCACCCUGGGCCUCACUAUCGAACCUAAAGCUGGAUCCUCUGGUCUGCAGUCACCAGCAGUGUUGCGGCGAACCCAGGAGUCGUCUCCGUUCUCCAGCUGUGACACCAGUGACACAGAGUCCUGCUCCCUGCCCGUCAACAGCGCCUCGCUGCUCCGUCGCCAGCACAACGCCCAGAAGGCCUCGCCGGUCCGGGGACACGUCCUCCGGAAGGCCAAGGAAUGGGAGCAGAAGAGCGGCACAUAAACAGCUCAACCCCUCAUGCCAGUCUUAUUUUAUUUUCGUUUUUUUUUUUUUUUUUUUUUUUUAAAUGUGUUUAUAUUUAUUUAAAACUGUCCAUACAGUCUGCAGUGGUGUUGAGGACACAAGCAUAGCAUUCACUUUGUCACUGAAACAAAAUAAGUUGCUGUUUUUAGUAUAAUAUAAGUAAACACGACAUGCAGACAUACCAACCUUUUAAACUUUUCUUUUUAAUUACUGAGCAUGCUUACUGUACUAAGUUGUGCAACUUGUGUUAUCCACUGUUCUUUCUUUUCACGUAACCACAGGCCUUUUUUUUUUUUUUUUUUUUUUUUGAAACUCAGUCUGUUUCAGCAGAUUCACAGUUUGGGCUCAAAAAGGUCAAAUCCAAGUAUUUAUUUGUAAAUGUUUAAAGGAAAUACUAGCUUCCCUUUUGUUUAUUUAUGUUGAUAUAUUUAAGGAUUUCCUUUUUUUUUUUUUUUGGUAGAAUUUGUGGCACUCUUUAAAAUCCCACCUGUUUCUUUGAGUCUGGUUUUCAUUCAUGGGUAUGAGCAUCGACAAGAAAAGUGCAUCUCAACAUUAAGGGUCACAAUAAUCACAUUACAUACCCAUAGAAUAACAAUCCAGCUCCUCUAAAGUGCAUUUCUGAAAGCCAAAUUAUUUUCAGGAACACUUUAAAAAGAACAAAAGCACCAUUAUAUACGUCAUGAAAAAGUGAGGUAUGCAAGCAUCAGAAAAUACAUGUAUUUUAGCCUAAAUUCCAAAUUGAGUAAAAUAUCCUACCCCCAAUUCAAGUGUUUUUCCUACUUUAUUUUACUGUUAUCUUUAGUCAUAGACUCCAUCAAAUUGCAUGUCUCUGUGUUUGCAUGUUUCCAGAUCAUAGAUGCAAACUUUAUUUCUCUGUGUAUAUAUUUACACACACAUCUAUUGUUCCAUUUCUUGGUUCGUUGUCCACAGUAGCACACACCAUAAAUACAAAUACUUUGUAUGUGUACUUCUUAAUAUGUUACUAAAUGUUCUAAGCCAGGCUUGACUGUCUGUUCAGUGUAUGUAGUGAAUUGUAGCUGCAGGCACCAGCAAAAUAGAAGACGUCUAAGGCCACUGACCUGUAACAACUGCAGAUAUGAUGAAACAUCUGGAUGAAAUGCUAAUAACCACAUGUGUUAUUACCCUAUAUUGUAUAGGUCACAUGUUAAUCACCGCUGGUAAAAUAAAACAAGAUACAACAUCUGUUUUAAAGGUUCAGUGUGUAAGAUUUAAGGGGAUCUAAAUUCAGAAACGGGAUACAAUAUUGAUUUAAGUAUCUUUUCAUUAGUGUAGAAUGAGCUGUAAAUGAAAAUAGAAUUAGCUGCAGAGGGAAUGGGUUCACUCAGGGGCACCGCUACCAAUUAUUAAACCAUAAUCGUUGUGGACUCUACAGAAAUUACCCAUAAACACCGUCACUUACGCCAGUGCAAAAACAAAACAACAUGCUUUCAACGUUCGCCUCCCGACUUCUACACCUGUCUUAUACUGCAGAUCUUACACGAAAUUUUCACAACUUCUACAUCCACAGGGCCCCCCUCCACUGCUCUAUAGGCCCCCCACAAAUACUGGGCCCCAUGAAUUUGUCAUGUUUACCCCCCCCCCCCCCCCCUCCUCCUUAUCGGCGCCCCAGGGUUCACUCCUUGGUGCCAUACAUGUUCUCCUGCCAGAUCUGUAGCUAGAAAGACGACCUCUUUUAUUUGAUGUAGACAGCAUCCAGUAUUGCACUGCAUUCUUAUGUAUGAGUUUGGACCAAGGUUAAUGUCCCUGUUUAUCAAAAGAAAACCAAAAGGGAUAAAAACAAAUCCUGACUUUAAUACUAUAGAGGACAGCGAUAACAGGGAUGUUCGGUGAGAUGCAAUGUAUAACUUCACCACUAGAUGUCCUUUCAUUUUACACGUUGAACCUUUCACAUAAAAACAGAGCAGUCGGAUUCUAAUGCAGUCCAAAAAUCAUCACUGGCCACAGAAUGUACAGGUUAUGACCACCAAAUAAAAUGAAACGAUCACUUAAAGGCUCAGUUUAAGCAGUUGUUCUUAUUUAAAGCUGCUCAGAUAGUCAGUGCAGCUUUAACCAUACGUUUGGGAUCAUCUUGGUAACAGACAGUAAAUGUGCUUCUUUAAAUAGUCUGAUCUAUAGUGUCAUGAUGAAUGACUGCCAUUAGGUUACAGCAGGCCCUGGGUGUGUGUUUGCAGAUCUGGGCACAUCAUGCUCAGACGUGGCCGCUCUUACAUUUAGAGUUUGACUUUGGAAAAGUCCAAAACCCCUAACGAUGUGGCUGACGUUAGUCCGUCAUCCAGCAGCUUCGGUCCAGCUCCUCUAAUCACACCACUGGUCUGCUGCAGCCUGUGAUUGAACUGUGUGUGUGUGUGUGUGUGUGUGUGAGGGGGUGUGUGUGUGUGUGUGUGUGUGUGUGUGUGUGUGUGUGUGCUCCAACGUCUUUAAGGCACAUUCCAAACUGAUCGGCAAUACACUGACUGAAAUAGAAGCACUUGCUGUAAACUCAAAUUGCUGUGUUCUGCUAAAUCCAAGACUGUGAUUUUGAUUUACAGACUGCUACACACACAUACAUGUACACAUGCACUUAUCCGCAUUCCAUAUUUGUGCUUUGUAGCCAGAUUGUUACCAGACGUAGCAUCAGCGUUCGAUAUCGACAUAUCUACCAUGUGCUCCUCCAUCUUGUAAAUAUUUUCUGUCCCUGCCUUUCUUUCAGAAUGAUACCCCGCAGAUCUGCAAGCUAGAGUGUAUCCUGCAUGUUAGCAUGACAACAGCGGCAUAGGGGAGUUACAUGUACAAGUAUUUAGUUCCUUUUGAUUCCUUGUCAGCUCAGUGUGGCUUAUACUGUCAGUAAAUGUGAACCUGCUGUACAUAGCUUGGCUUUAUGGGAGGGCGUGGGGCUCGGGUAACAACUCAUGCAUCAGUGUUUGUUUCUGCACCUUAUUCAUUUUCUACUCUGUUGUAUAUCUCUGACAGUCUCCACCUUGGAGACACACACACCUGUACAUAAAUGAAUAAACCUACUGACAAACAG
Messenger RNA from Sphaeramia orbicularis (orbiculate cardinalfish), 5679 nucleotides. RefSeq names its product actin filament associated protein 1 (gene afap1). The record is from RefSeq and is a predicted model, not a curated record. The transcript has 18 exons. Lineage: Eukaryota; Metazoa; Chordata; Actinopteri; Kurtiformes; Apogonidae. Gene Ontology annotation, molecular function: SH2 domain binding; SH3 domain binding. Gene Ontology annotation, cellular component: cytosol. Bases 177 to 2630 code for a protein of 817 amino acids.